Hippocampus comes (tiger tail seahorse) is the source of this 2425-nucleotide messenger RNA. RefSeq names its product G protein-coupled receptor 45 (gene gpr45). Gene Ontology annotation, biological process: G protein-coupled receptor signaling pathway. The record is from RefSeq and is a predicted model, not a curated record. Gene Ontology annotation, molecular function: G protein-coupled receptor activity. Lineage: Eukaryota; Metazoa; Chordata; Actinopteri; Syngnathiformes; Syngnathidae. Gene Ontology annotation, cellular component: membrane. Bases 275 to 1435 code for a protein of 386 amino acids. The transcript is spliced from 2 exons.
CUGCUUCUGCUUCUUGUGGCGUUUGCGUCGUCUGCAAUCCGCACGAUGACGACCGAGCCCGCUGUGAAACGUUCUCCUCGGGAUAUUUCUCUUCAUCGUUAGUUGAGAUUUUCGGUAUGCCAUGGAGGAAAGCCAGUCACUGCACGUAUGGGUGAAAAGGUGGGCCAGGAUGCUGUCACUGUGAACGGUUCAAGAUGGGUUUCAAACUCUUGCUAUGCCCCUGACAGUGACCACACAUUUCAUCCACAUUGGUAUUCUCGGAUAAAGUGCCACGAUGUCUUUUUGCAAUGAAAGCCUGCUGGAAGAAUGUAACUUGGUGGAGCCGGACGACACCAUUCAGGGCACAACUAGUCCCCCGUCCGAACCUGGAACUCCUCUCAUAUCGGUCACCCUGCGUGUAACUCUGGCUGCCAUCAUGAUCUUCAUGAUCACCAUUGGUUUCCUGGGCAACUCCAUCGUGUGUUUGAUUGUCUACCAGAAGCCGGCCAUGCGCUCCGCCAUUAACCUGUUGCUCGCCACGCUGGCCUUCUCCGACAUCAUGCUCUCGCUCCUUUGCAUGCCCUUCACCGCCGUCACGCUGGGAAACGCCGACUGGAGCUUUGGGAGCGGAUUUUGCCGCGCCUCCAUCAUGCUCUAUUGGCUUUUUGUCUUGGAGGGCGUGUCCAUACUGCUCAUCAUCAGCGUGGAUCGCUUCCUCAUCAUCGUGCAGCGUCAGGACAAGUUGACCCCACACAGGGCCAAGGUUUUGAUCGCGGGCUCGUGGCUGCUUAGUCUCUGCGUGUCCUUACCGUCCAUCGUUGGCUGGAGGACGGGCACGGCGGGAGUAGGCGACGUCUGGGUGCCGCAGUGCGUGCUGGGAUACAGCGAGUCCGUGGCCGAUCGCGCUUACACCGUCCUCCUGGCGGUGGCGGUCUUCUUUGCCCCCUUUUCGGUCAUGCUCUAUUCAUACAUGUGUAUCCUGAACACGGUGCGCCGCAACACCCUGCGCGUCCACAGCCACGCCAGCGAGCCCUCCUGCUUGCCGGCCCUCAACCAAGUCAGCAAAAUGAGACUCAUCGGGCUGCAGAGACCCCCGCAGAUUAAAGUGGACAUGAGCUUCAAGACCCGCGCCUUCACCACCAUCCUGAUCCUCUUUGUGGGCUUCUCUGUGUGCUGGCUGCCCUACACCGUGGUCAGCCUGCUGGCUGUCUUCAGCCGCCAGUUCUACUACAGCCCCGCUUUCUACCCAAUCAGUAUAGGCGCCCUGUGGCUCAGCUACCUGAAGACGGUUUUCAACCCCAUCAUUUACUGUUGGAGGAUCCGAAAGUUCCGGGAAGCCUGCCAGGAGUUUGUUCCCAAGAGCUGCCGCCUGUGUCCCAGGAUGGGCAGCCGCAGCCGAAGAAGAGUGCGACCCAGCAACAUCUACGUCUGCAGCGAGACUCAGUCGGCUGUGUGAAGGACACAAAAUGCCAUGGGAUUCUGACGUCGAUCUUUUGUUUUUGUCUCAGAUCAAUGGACGUGUGGAACGACCAUUGUGGACUAAAACAUUUUUGACUGGCUUAUGUCGUUCGAAUAAAAUUGUUCGGAUGUACUGCCAAGCAGUUUCAACGUAUUGACUAAGUCAAUUUAUCAGUGGGGCGGAGGCUCAUCGCUAAAAACGGCCUUUUUUUUCCGAUAACGUCACGAGGUAUUGACUUGUGCAUGCACAAUUAUACCCAUGAGCAAGUCAGCUCAUGAAAUGAUACAUGAACGAGGUAAUGACUUGCACAUUUGCGAUUGUGUGCAUGUGCAAAUGACAUCAAAUGUUUUUAGUGUGCAGCCUACGUUUUACCACUACAUUCGAACGACUUAACCAAACACGUUCAAACGACUUUGCCAGGACAUCUGGACAACUUUGCAGUACGUUCAAAUGUCACAGGCCAGUAAAAAAAAUGUUUAGUCCACAUUGGCAAUUCCACACGGAUCUGAUAGCCAACAUGCAGGCAAAACAAAUUCAUCUCGUCCAAUGUCAACAUCUCUUGUUUGUGAACUUUGCAUCAUUGGUGAGUUGUCGUUAUGUACAAUGAGUCACUGAGGCGUUAAUGGACGAGCAUUAGACUGACUGAGUGAUUGUUAUUAUUUCAAAUGUUAUUUUUCAUGGUAGAAUCUUGCUAUAGGGAGAGACUGACUUCGGUGCAGACACGGUGAUGGUGUGAAUGGGAAUGUGUAAAUGGGUGUGUGUGUCUCUAUGACGUGCCCUGAGAUUGACUGGCGACCAGAUUUCGGUCUGCCUUUGGCUGGAAGUCCCCAGGGCCAGGUUUAAGCUCACCCAUGACUCAAAUGAGGAAAAAUGGUGUGGGAAAAUAGAUGGAUGGAUGAAUCUCUCGAUGAAUGUUUCAUACUGUUGGACCAAUGUUGAGAAAGGAUUUUGUUCGGGCCGGACACCCUUGACUUCAAAUUACCAUGA